UUGAAUGUCCAAUUUAGCGCCAGUCAGCCAAUGCAUUUCACAAGUCAACGUUAUAUACCUUGUGCCAUCUCCCAUAUUACUUAGCUGUAACUUUGCGCUAUGCUUUCUAAUAAGCUGUCGAGGAUGGCAUACUGUUUUAACGUUGUAGUGUUGAGUUUAGCUAACUUGGCUAACGGUAAUUUCACAUGCUAACGUUAGCCACCGAGGCCGACCCGUAAACUUAGGUUACCUCAACGCCUCCGUUAUGUAAACGUCAAAGUAAACGCUAUCUUUCUUGAUUACUAUAUGCAUGUCGGACCGAUUUGUCUCAGAUGGGCCUAACUAUUCAGUUUCAACUAGUAUGGAUGUUGAUGACUGCAAUGGCCGGUCUUGCAUAUCAGCAGCUAGUGGAGACUCUUCAAUGGAAAAAGAAUUUUCUGGGGCCCUUGGAGGUGCAACAGUGAGCACCCCAAACAGCAAGGAGGCCUCCCCUAGUCGCUCCCUCAGUGCUAACUCCAUUAAAGUGGAGCUGUACAGUGAUGAAGACCCAGGUCGCAGUACUGAAGAUGAAAGAGGGGAGCGGGUAGAGGAAGGAGGUUCAGAGCAGGGAUCUGAGGCUGUCGGAGGCUACAGGGAGCUCACUAAUCCUGAAACCAUGCAAGCUGGAGCCACCAGACUUCCAAAUGGAAAGCUCAAGUGUGACAUCUGUGGAAUGAUCUGCAUUGGGCCUAAUGUUCUCAUGGUGCACAAACGCAGCCAUACAGGUGAGAGACCAUUCCAGUGUAAUCAGUGUGGCGCCUCCUUCACUCAAAAGGGUAACCUGCUCCGCCACAUUAAGCUGCACUCGGGGGAGAAGCCCUUUAAAUGUCCCUUCUGCAGCUAUGCCUGUCGAAGACGAGACGCGCUUACUGGCCACCUUCGCACUCACGCUGUGUCCUCUCCAACUGUAGGGAAGCCAUAUAAGUGCAGUUUUUGUGGCCGCAGUUACAAGCAGCAGAGCACCCUGGAGGAGCACCGUGAGCGCACCCACAGCUACUUACAGAGUCUGGAGUCGCAGCAGCCCUCCAGUGCACGGAAUCCAGGAGAGGAGGUGAGAGAGCUAGAGUUUAUACCAGACUCUCUACUGCAACCCUCCUCAGACAAGAUGGCAUUUAUCGAUCGGCUCGCCAACAGCAUCACCAAACGCAAGAGAUCCACACCACAAAAAUUUGUAGGACAGAAGCUCAUACGCCUCAAUCUUGCAGAUGCACCUUAUAAACUCAGUGCUGGAUUGGAUAAAGACGGAGAGAUGCACGCAGGGGACCUUGAAACCCUGCACUUCACUGGUCUGGGAGGAGAAUACGUGGGUGUAGCAGGUAAUGGAGGAGGAGGGGCGUCAGACACACUGAGGCCUCUACACCUUCCCACUACUCACCCUUCAUGUUUAUCAGAAUUCAGGCCGCUCCCCAGCUCUGUCGCUCUAGGCCCGAGGUUGGAUUGCACAGGGACUGGAGCUGCGGGUGUCGGGGGAAGGGAGGCGACAGAGGGUCACGAAGACCUACCUGCGAGUCGAAGUCACGCACCCUCACCUAGCAACGGUUGCCAGGACUCUACAGACACAGAGAGCAUGCCAGAUGAGCUUUGCAACAGUACCGCUCCGACCCUGCACAGCAACAACGGCCAUCACCUUCAACACUCAAACAACAACCACCACUCAGCGCCGCCUCCCGUUGCUCAUCACAGGAGUCAGGACAGACGCAGUCCCAGCCAUGCCAAAGACAGGGAGGUGGAAAGACAGGAUGGAGGCCACUCAGCCCUCCCACCUCUUACCCUCGCGCCAACCCCAAGCUCACCUACAGCGCCCUCCUCCACUUCUAGGGAGGCGUUUCGGGUUGUAGACGGGGAGGGGCGAGCUGUGCGCUCUUUUCGUUGCAAGCACUGCCGUGUGCUUUUCCUGGACCAUGUCAUGUUUACCAUCCACAUGGGCUGCCACGGUUUUCGUCAGCCUUUCGAGUGUAACAUCUGUGGCCACCGCAGCCAGGACCGCUAUGAAUUUUCUUCACACAUCGUCCGAGGGGAGCACAUCCUUGACUGAGGAUAAAGGGAGGUCAACCAGCUUCAUCUAGAGCUAUUUUUACACUGAGACAAGGACCUGGCUGAGUUUGGUCUGCACACGAGCUAAAGGAGCCACUGAUAUGAGUAUAUGAGUAUUUAAAACAGUUAGCAUGUCCCAGCAUUAAUGGCAAGCCCAUAUGUGUUUUCUAAAAAUAUAAUACUGGUUUAUUUUUAAAGCACUUUGAACAAUUAAUUCAAUGUAUUCUAAAGUAGAUGAAGAGCCAAUGCACUUUUUCAUCCGCAGAUGUGCCUUGCUCCAAAAUUCAGGAUUCAAACCUGAUGCACAAAUCACGGUAGACAAAUCGGACUUUUGUCCAUAUUCUGAAAACUGUCCCUUCUUGCGCACUUUAAUAGCUUAAUGUGAAGUUUAUAGGCUCACCUACAAUAUAAUCUGCAGAGAUUUUAAUCUAAAAGAUCCUACUCAAUGAAAUGAUUUCUUAACAAAUGUUACGUUCUGCAAUUGUUUUCCCAAUUUGGGAUUGACUGUAAUAGAUUUUUAUAAUAAGAAGUGAAGUGCAGACCAAACUCAAAAACCAGGUCCAAGUCGGAAUAGAUGAUUUUGAGGGGUUGUCCGUGAAUUAGAAAUGCACUUUUGUUUUGUGUGCGUGUGUGAGAGUGAGACAGUGACGGAACCUGCGUGUCAUGGAAGUAACCUGCAUAAGUAAAGUAGAAAAUGAAGGCCUUUGUGUGAAUGCUGUGUGCCGUGGUGUAUGAAAUGUUUGUUUUUCUUUUCUAUGACUGCUUUUGUUGCACUGAUACCUGCCAGAAUACUUUGAUUAUAUUAAACUAUUUUAUUGAAUACAUUAAUGACCCGCACAUUUCUCUCAAAAUGUGAGAAAAACUGAUGGAAAGUUUUUCUCACUAGGAAAGGAGUACGAGUAUCACUGCCACAAUUUUAGAGAUUACUGCAGAAAUUGGGGUAUUUACAAGUCGUUGACAUUUUCCCUUACAUCAAACUGCACACCGACACUAUUCUAUUUAUAUUUUAAAACUAUUUUGGUGUUAUCUCAUUAUAUUGUGCCUUUCUUCACCCUGAUCACAUCUUCUUGACCAGACUGUCAUAUCUUGAAUCAGGUCAUUGUGGGUGAAGUUACAAGAUAAUUUACUUACUCAAGUUGUUUUCCAGACACAAGUCUCAGUCUGAUAACUUUGCACAAUAUUUAUAUUCUCCCAUUAAACAAAAGUUGGGUUAGGGUUGAUUUUCAUUGUGUUGGCAAAGAACCAAUUGUGCUAAUUUAUCAAAGACUAAAUGUGCAUGGCAUUUGGCACAAGCUGCUAUGACAUGAAUGAGUGCAGUUAUUGACGAGAAAAAAAAAAAAAAAGGAUUUUAUAUUUUAUUUAACUUUGAACUAAUUUCAG
Cottoperca gobio is the source of this 3432-nucleotide messenger RNA. Its product is annotated as zinc finger protein Eos-like. The transcript is spliced from 8 exons. The record is from RefSeq and is a predicted model, not a curated record. Lineage: Eukaryota; Metazoa; Chordata; Actinopteri; Perciformes; Bovichtidae. Gene Ontology annotation, molecular function: DNA-binding transcription factor activity; RNA polymerase II cis-regulatory region sequence-specific DNA binding. The coding region runs from base 290 to 2053 and encodes 587 amino acids. Gene Ontology annotation, biological process: regulation of transcription by RNA polymerase II.